Molecule: messenger RNA, 6180 nt
Organism: Verticillium nonalfalfae
Lineage: Eukaryota; Fungi; Ascomycota; Sordariomycetes; Glomerellales; Plectosphaerellaceae
Gene: HIR3
Product: Histone transcription regulator 3
Exons: 3
Coding region: 1-6180 (2059 amino acids)
Biological process (GO): chromatin organization
Cellular component (GO): nucleus; HIR complex
Molecular function (GO): nucleosome binding
Source: RefSeq, a predicted model, not a curated record
AUGCCAGCGUUCCAAGCCAUUAACGUCGAGCCGGAGGAGAACCUCGACGACGAGAUUGAUAACACGCGACAAAUCCAUAUCGACGAAGCCUUGAAGCGCUUCCAGACCGCCCUCAAGCUUCAUGCGCAAGGCCCUCGAUUCUUUGAUGAAGCGACCGAUGCAUACGAUGACCUCUUCAAAUCCGACAUCUUUCAAUACCCUGAAGCCGCGACCGAGUACGAACGAGCCGAGCUGCCGGCAAGCCAGCUUGCUGUAGAGGCCUCUUUCGCUGCUGGUAUCGACAUACAAUCAGGAGAGGUAGACGGAGCGGACAGCACUCUCCCCCAGGCGCUCUUCCUGGCGCACAAGAACCACGGACAAUUCCUCCUCGACCGGAUAAAACACACGGCUCGCAGGACGGCUGUUCCACCCAAGGCAUUCUUCCAGCAAGAUGACGUCAAAGAGCAAGCGCAGAAGGCGCUCCUCGAUUUCAAUGCGGCUCUCGAUCGCGACCCCUCGGAUGCCGAGCUCUGGAGGCGAAUCGCGCGAGUGGCAGGUUAUCUCAACAGUGGCCGCAUCAGGCGAUACUGCCUCGAGGCAGCCAUUGAGCUUGACGACGAUCCGACCGUCGAGGAGGUCGAGCCCCCGUCGCUGGCGGAGGGUCUCGCGGGCGAGGAACUGAAGGAACAUCUCCAGGUCUUGUCAGAUGACAUGGGUCUGUCGCACCCCAUCCUGGGGCCCUGGGUCAAACACGACAUGCCGGCGCUCAUCAAGCGCCAUCUCGACCCCAUUCCGUUCCUGCCCAAUCCGACGAAAAGUCUCGAGACGACUCGAUCAAUCCUUACCGUGUCAGAGUCCAAAAUAUCGAUCCGCUGUCCCACAGCCGCCUGGUCCGAGCUGGGCAUGGCCCUUGUGCAGCUCGUUGCCGAAGUGGGCUUCACGGGCAAGGGUAUUACGAUUGACCUUCCCAAUAGCGAACCCGACGAGGAAGCAAUGGACAUCACGGAUGCCAUACAGAAGCAGCUCAAUGAGGAAGUCAGCAGUGCGGCCGUUGACGUUGGUCUGCCGGAUGCCAUGGAUGUGUCGGACUCUGCGACCAAGACGGAGGCUGCUGACGAGAGGGCAGCCGCCGAUGGACUUAAACCUCGAAGCGAGGCCGCAUCGGCCCCAGCGAGGAAGCGGUCUCAGUCGGUUGCCGGUCUCGCGGAGGCAGGCGAAGACGAAAAUGCUGGCGAGAAACGCAGCAAGAGAAUCAGACGCAGGGAGACGGCUGGCGCCGGAGAGGUCGUCAACUCGAGCGCACUGCACGCGACGCAGCUCGCUCAGUACCAGGCGGUGGAUCAGCACCUGUUUCAAAAAACAAAAGAUGUGCUCGAGAACAUUGGCGUCACGGACCAGUCGGUCCUGGACCGUAUCGGCGAGAUUCUUGAGCUCUGCACGUCUGAAGAUCGUUCGGACAAAUCAACGAGCCAGGCCACCAUUGACCUCAAGAGUACGAUUACCUCCUUUAAUGCGGACAAUGCCAAGAUUUUGAUCAACAAGAAGGAGACGGACACCCUCGGAAUGUCUGCCUUCCUCGAGCACGCGAAAGGCGGUAACCAAAAAGUCUCGGCAUCUCCGGCCUUUCGCGAAUCUCACGGCCUCGGUUCUUUCGCCAAACGCCUCAACGCGGGCUGGACCACAGUCCAGGACAUAGCUUGGGAAUGGCUCAAGACGAUUGCUCCAAGCUAUGUUGAGUACAAGUGGUCGGACAUGAUGAAGGCAGCGGUCGUGCAUGUCAUUAGCCGUUUCGAUCAGGAUAUCUACGAAAUGGCAAAGUAUGAAAUUGAGGCCACUGCGCAGUCGAAACAUGCCGAGCAGGAGCUGAUGAGAAUUCACAACCUUGUCGAGAUGCUCUUUGAGCUCCACCUCGACAUAUACGAACGCAUUACCAAUCCCAAUAGUGCUGUCGAGUAUAGCAUCCGAGUUGAGGCCAAGGGGCGUCUCGCGCGAUGGCUUGCCUUUGCGUCGGAGCUUUUUCAAGCCUGCCUUGACCCCAGAAGCGAUCUCGCCGCCAGGUUCCUCUGGGCUGCCGUCUUUUCGACGACCCUCACCGACAAUGUCUCACGCGAAUACAUUUUGCAGUGCUGGACCAGCCUGCGCGACUUUCUCACAAAUGAAGGAGUCGAGGCGCUCUUUUUGCAGAACAAUGCUGUCCUCACGGAAAUCUCGUCGGCUGCCGCUGACCGAGAGAUUUCCAAGCUGACGACGAUGGAUUUUUUCUUGGGUCUCUUCCAGGACGAUAUUAGCGAUCCCGUGGCCAUUAUUGACAAUCUCGAGCCAGUCUUGAACGCCGACUCUGUAUAUGUGCCCAGAAGCGACAGCGAUGGGGAAGCCAUCUCGGGGAAGAACAAGAGGAUACCAAUCAGAGAUUGUGCCAGUCAAGGGCUGCAGGAUCUCUGGAAGUUCAUCAAAGGCACGAGCACCGAGUUGCGGUUAUUCCUUUGGUCACGCCUCAGCGACGCAUAUGGAUCGAUAUCAUACGCGACAAAACAGUUUUCCUGUCAGCUACGAGCCAUCGAGAUGGUUGUUGCUGAUUUCGAGGGGGAUCUCUAUCUCAAGAACCCAAAUGAUACCCGUCCGGUGCUCUUGCUUCGCAUGAUGAAGUCACUCGACGAGCUCCUCAUUCGCGCCCUGUCCCUGGCGCUCAAUGAACAGAGCGCCUAUGACAUUGUCGACGAGGACCACCUCAAGGCGACGGCAGCUGCUCUCGCGAAGCUGAGCUGUAUGCUCCACGUCUCGGCCUCCUUGGAAGACGAGAUACGGAUCGGCAUGACACAGGCGCCUUCGGGUGGCUCUGUCUUUCAGGCAUUCAUGAACAAGCUCCGGGAGAUCCAGGUGCGCACGUGGUGUCUGCAGUAUACCGUCCUGAAGACUGGCAUCAUCCAGCACACGGAUGUGUUCCCAAAGCACGAAAGCGACCUGGCCGAGUACCUCGCUGCGAUCCACAAUGUCCUAGGCCCGCGCAAGAGUUGCAAGGCUUCCAACAAGAUCUUCCUCAAGAUGAUGCGGAUGGAGCUGCUCAAGCUGAAGAACAUUGACAACUGGGAAGACUACCUCGGACAGGUGCUGUAUGAUUUACACGGACUGAAGCUAGGCGUUGGAAUCUGGGAGGUUCAGGACCACGGGUGUCCGCCGGAAAAGCUCGAGCGGCGCAACACGAUACAGCUGGCCGACAAGAUUACGGUUCUCGCCCGACGGAUGCCGAUGAAGGACCUGCUGAAAUCCGAGCUUAAGACAACCAUUGAACACAUGCAAGGCGCCAUUGGCCCCGUGCGGUCAACACCACAGAUGGUACACAACUUGCGAAACUACACAGAGUACUUCAAGCGUCCGGUACACCCCCUUCGUCUAUAUCAAGCCCUCAAAGGCGGCGUCGAGCUCGAUACCGUGUCCGUCAAUGCCCCCGAGACGGUCCUCGCUAACCACGGUUGGUUCUUCCUUCUCGGGUCCAUUGCUCUGAGCAAGUACAAGCUUGUAGAUCUCAGCAAAAGGCAGACGCCCGGCGCCAUGGACGACCUGCGAAUCGGAGCGACCUUUCUGCGACACCAGCUGCAGUUCACGCCGAACAAUUGGGAGGGCUGGUUCCGGCUCGCCGAAUGCUUCGACUACGAAGUCGAGGAUGCCGUUGUUUGGUCUGCCGACAAGAUGAACAAGGACAGAGCCGAGCUUGUCAAGUUUCAGCGCAACUCGAUCCACUGCCACACGCUCGCGCUGUCCAAGUCUGUGGGUGCCGACACGGACUAUGAAGAGGGAGAUCCGUUGCAUGAUCUCUAUCACAAUUUUGCCAUGCGCUUGUACGCGUCGAGCCGGGAACCGUUCGCCAUGGAGCCAUUCCAGCAUUCUAAUCACGAGCGGACGUUUAUCGAGAACACCGGCAUGGGCACGUUCCAACGGGUCUUGCACAACCAGAUGCAGGACUACAAGGUGUGGAAGUACGCCGCGGGCCUUUUCCACAAGGCCAUGCGGAGGAAGCCUUGUAACUGGAAGAACCCAUUCAUGGUCUCGAAAUGUCUGUGGAAAAUGUAUCAAACGCCAGACGAGAACCUUAGCGCCACGGACCGCGCCACGAAACCGACGGUUGACCGUGUCAUCAAGGCGCUGGAGCAUGCAAUCGAUGUCGCUUCAGCCGUGCCCAAAACUCGCAACAGCGACCCCAUUUUGGAGCCUCACUACAAGAUCUUGUCCAUCGCGCAAAAGUUGGUGACACGGGGAGAUCUGUCGUCUGAACAGGCCACCAUCAUCCUCGCACGACAACCGUUUGGCAUCAGAGCCGAGACGGACGAUGGUGACACCUCUGAGGACACUGAGGACUGGGAGGAGUACGUGAUCCGAAGUCUACGGCACCUGCGUGACAAGGACAAGUCAAACUGGCAACACCGCAUGAUUGUCCGUCAUGCGCGUCUGCUGUUCGACGACUCGGCCCAGUCCAAUGCCGACUAUGUGCAAGCCAAGGCCGCCUUCAACGUGCUUCGAGAGUCCAUGUUCACCAAGACAAUGGUCAUGAACGUCUGGAAAUGCGAGGCCGAACGGCCCGGGCGGCACCACGUCUUUACUGAGCAAUAUGUGCGCCUCAUGGUCAAGAUUCUUGUAGUCAUGAGCGACAGGGUCAGCCUCGAGGCGCUUCUGCGGCGUAUUCGCAAAAAGGGAACCGAGUUUUACCAUUUUGCGGAUCUCUGGCAGACCUGCUGCCACUCGUACCUUGCUCUCUUGCGACAGAGCCAUAAGGUGCGACCGAAUGAGGAAGACAAGUUCAAGUUGGUUGCGACGGAGGAUUUCGAGAUCAUGGCCGACCGUCUCGCAGAGUGGGCCGGCGAGUUUGCAGGCGACCUGCCAGUCCUACAGUGUAUGAAGGAGGCCAUCGAGCUCAAGAAACUCAAUGGCGGUCUCAUGAAAGCCGGCGCGAUUGACGAGGUCAUAAACGACUGCUACACCUACUUGUACCUCGAGAUUGGUCCCACGCUGCCAGGACCCAGUCCAAGCGAAGUGCUCGAGGCCCGCGCCCGCGCCCGCGCCAGGGAGGAGGCGCAGAACGAUGCGUCCAACUCGCUGAAGCCGCAGAGCACCCUCACCAACAUUCUCAACCCGCCGGGCAGCCAGGAGGCGAACGGAGACGGCGAGAAGCAAGCCGAGGCGUUGCCCCGUAAAAAGGUGGGCAUUCGCCGGCCGGACAUUCUGCGCAGAGCCGAGCAGGUCUACACACGGGCCAUGGAGGCGCCCAAAUCUGCCGGCCUCGCAUCCAAGUCUCGUCUAGGCUCCAUCUCGAGCGGCAAACGCGGCAGCAACACGCCCAACGGUGGCGAAGCUGCCAGCCCGGCCAGCGACGGCUCCGACAUGGACGAGCCCGUCGGCGAUGAUACCGAGAUGAAGGACGAACCGACCAUUGACGAGGGCGACGAUCCUGAUGCAACGGCCCAGAUGACCGCAGCGUCGAGUCCUCGCGGUAGCAUCCACGACUCGGCCGACGACGAGAGCGACCUGAGCGAUGUGCCUGAGGGCUGGGAUGAGGAGCCUCCCCCAUCUAUGCUGUUCCAUGAUAUGAAGGCCGAGGAUGGGCAUCACAGCAGCGAUGAGGAUGCCGACGAGGCUGACGAGGAGGGUGACGAAGAGCAGGAGGACGAGCAGGAAGACGAGACGAUGGGUGGUGUCGACGCCGACGUUGAGGACGAGACCAUGGAAGCCCACGAGGAAGACGAGACUCUCGCUGGCCACGAAGACGAGAUGCUCGAUGACCACGAAGACGAGACGCUUGGUGACCACGAAGAUGAGACGCUUGGUGACCAGGAAGAUGAGACGCUCGGUGACCACGAAGACGAGACAUUAGAAGGUCAUGAGGACGAUGAGACAAUGGAAGGUCACGAGGAAGACGAGACCAUUGGUGGUCCUGAAGAAGAUGAUGAAGAGGCGGAGGAAGAGGAAGAGGAAGAAAACGAGGAGGAAGCGGAGGAAGGGGAUGAAGCUGAAGAGGCUGAAGAGGGCGACGAGGCUGAAGAAGAUGAAGAGGCAGAGGAGGAGGGGGAGGACGAAGCCGAGGAAGCUGGAGAAGACGGCGAGGAGGAAGAUGAGGAGGAGGAGGAGGAGGAGGAGGAGGAAGAGGGGGACAGUCGCGAGGUUGCCGACGAAGACGAGGAAGGCAGCGAGGCUGUCGAGACGGAUGGUUAA